This is a messenger RNA of Marchantia polymorpha subsp. ruderalis, 2935 nucleotides long. The record is from the annotation of a GenBank genome assembly. NCBI's taxonomy places the organism in Eukaryota, Viridiplantae, Streptophyta, Marchantiopsida, Marchantiales, Marchantiaceae.
CCGGAAGAAGGAGGAGGAGGCAGAGCAGCGGCCGCCAUCGCGGGCCUAGGGGAGAGACGUUGAGCAGUAGUAGGCCGGAGCGCUGCCGUGGGCCAAUUCAAAGUCGGUCGCGGCCUCUGGCGCUCGUCGUCGAAGGGAUUGCGAAUUCGGGCCAGGGCUCGAUGGCUCAUGCUCCACGAGGGCGCAAUUUCUUCUUCUUUUGCUGAUGCUUCUGAUUCGACCAGCGCGAGGGACGGAGGGCGGUGGCUGGAGGUGACGCGAUCCGUGGGGAUUGAGGAUGGUCGCGGCCGUGCAGAAUUUCGCGCAGGAGAAGGAGCGGCAUUGGCGGUGAGGAUUUGGGUUUCGCGGAUUCUUUUUGGAGCUGGAUUUGAGCGCGGGGCGGGUUUGUGGAGGGGAGAAUUUGGGUGGUGGUAGCGGUGGGAGGAGAUGAUGGGCACGGGCGUGCCUUUGCCGAAGGAUUUGAAGGAGUUUUCGACUGCCAAGUAUUGGGAUUCGUUCUUCAACGCGCGUCGCGGGAAGCCUUUUGAGUGGUACGGCGAGUGGAAGGACAUUUCGAAGCUGUUUUUGGCGCAAUGUGGUGUUUCGACGGAUUCGAAGGAGAAAGUUCUGAUUCCAGGAUGUGGCAAUUCGACUCUGUCCGCCGACAUGUACGAUGCUGGGUUUACCGACAUUACGAACAUUGAUUUUUCUCGUGUGGUGAUCUCCGAAAUGUUGCGCCAGCACGUCCGAUCGCGCCCUCGUAUGCGCUGGCUCGUCAUGGACAUGACAAAAAUGCAGUUUUCCGACUCAUCGUUUGACGUAGUGGUGGAUAAGGGAGGACUUGAUGCAAUUUUGGGGGAGCCAGAGGACGAAUCAACAGCCGGCGUCGCUCUUCUUUCCGAGGUCAAGCGUGUGCUAAGACCUAACGGCAAGUUAGUCGUCAUUACUCUGGCGCAACAACACGUGAUAGAGUUGUUGCUACUGACCUUCAGGGAAGGUUGGCACCUUAGUAUAUAUGCUUUACAGCUGACAAGCUCCUCGCCAUCUAGCCUGCAACCGUUUAUGGUCAUCGCCAAAAAGGAGACUAGGGCGAAGUUGCCCCUAGUAUCGUUGGAUUUAAGUUGGCAAGGAGCAUCAAAUAAAUAUCAAAUGGAGGACGUUGUUAAAGCCGUGGAUCACGAGAACGUCUUGCGUAGUCAAGGACUCUGUGAAGCCAAGGCACCAAAGAGCCCUGAAAUUAAUCCUGAAGAUUCGUACGAAAGUCUACAUCCUGGUCGCCGAUUGACCAUGAACUUGGGCAGUCACCGUUCACAAUAUAAUUACACAGCUGUAAUCAUGGAUGCUAAGGAAGACAUCAUACCUGAGUAUCGAUGUGCUGUUUUCUUGGUGCCGAAGGGCAGAGCACAUGAGUGGCUCUUCUCAUCCGUUGAAGGGCAGUGGCAGGUAGCGGAGAGUACCAAAGCAGGUCGGCUCAUCCUGGUUGCAUUGGCACCUAAUCAAUACGUUGACAACAUACUCAAUGUGAAGGAUGAUUUAUCGCCACUGGUUAAGUGCCUGCUCCCUUUGGACUGUAGAGAAAGUUCCAAUGUACCAUAUAUGACGCAAGGGGAUGGGAUCUCGACUAGGAACAUUUUGGAUGAAGUCGAAUCGCCCCUUACAGGAGCCAUGCUUGUCGAAGACGUUUUUCUAUCAGAAGAAAACACGAGCAGUAAUAAGUCAGGGGAAGAAUGUUUCCGUCGUCUGGUUUUCAGAAGAAACCCAAACUUAAUACAAUCGGAGGCACUUGUAGUUAGAGUGAAAACCUCACCGAAAGCUGAGGAGAAAGGGAAGAACGUUGGUGGAACUGGUCGUAAGCACCCCAAUAAGAAAAAGGGCAAGCCUGCGAAGGACUCAGGUCUUACUCAAAAACAAGGUGAGGAGCUAAGAAUUGAUCACAGCUAUUUAGCGAGUCCCUACCAUGGAGGAAUGAUCGCAGCAUUAAUAUUAGUAUCGAACAAUUUGGAGAACUGGUUAGCUUCAAAACAGCAGAUAAGAUGCAUGAUCGUAGGACUUGGAGCUGGGCUGCUACCCAUGUUCGUGCACAACCAUUUACCAUUUGAUGAUAUUCAGAUUGUCGAAUUGGAUCCAGUAGUAGGGGAUGUUGCCAAAAAGCAUUUCGGUUUCAUCGAAGAUGAGCGAAUGAAGCUCGUAAUCGGCGAUGGUAUAGAUGCUGUGCAAGAGAUAGCUGAUACCGCAACCACUUCGAGCCCCCAAAAUGGUAUCGAAGACGCAGAGAGAUCCACAUCUGAUGGUGGCUUGAAUGGAAAAUACACAAGUGAGGAAUCCUCUAGCGAGUUGCACGAGGAAGAGUCAACAGCUUCUCCUUCUCAUGCAAUUUUGAAGAAACUGGACUUGAAUGGGGAGGAAAAGCCUAGUCAACGGUCAGCUGCUACCAGCACAGAUUCCAGGCUUCAUGUUCUUAUAGUUGAUGCAGACUCCGAAGACCCAAGUUCGGGAUUGAGCUGUCCGCCCCAAGAGUUUAUCGAAGAUAAAUUCCUGAUCGCUGCGCGAGAUGCCCUUGCCGAAGGUGGAGUGUUGAUUAUUAACGUUGUUUCAAGGGCAACGGCACAUCAUGUCACAUACGUUGCCCAACUGAAAAAGUAUUUUGUGGAGGUUUAUGAUAUCGAGGUUAACGAAGAUGUGAACCGGGUGCUUAUUGCUCUUCCUCAGCCAAGGAAUAAAGGGGCAUCCUCCGAUAUCAUGCACGACUUGUCCAAGUUAGAGAAGAUAGUGACACAAUUUGCCCCGUGGCGAAGUGGUCCAGACCUCAAAGAGAUUGUGAAGAGCUUGAAACGCUUGAAAUAGACAUUAGAAACAGUCUUUCAAAAAUGUGUGAAGCAAUUGGAGCUUAUUAUAGCAGGCUGGCCUGUCACAAGAAUGGGAGAUUAUCCUGCAAAUUCAUAUUCGAGUUUCUUGG